Molecule: messenger RNA, 6396 nt
Organism: Gymnodraco acuticeps
Lineage: Eukaryota; Metazoa; Chordata; Actinopteri; Perciformes; Bathydraconidae
Product: endophilin-A1-like
Biological process (GO): synaptic vesicle uncoating
Cellular component (GO): cytoplasm; glutamatergic synapse; presynapse
Molecular function (GO): protein binding
Source: RefSeq, a predicted model, not a curated record
AAAGUCAGUGAGAAGGUCGGGGGGGCCGAGGGAACAAAGCUCGAUGAAGACUUCAAGGAAAUGGAAAAAAAGGUGGACGUCACCAGCAGAGCCGUGCUGGACAUCAUGACGAAAACUACAGAAUACCUGCAGCCAAACCCAGCGUCCCGGGCGAAGUUGAGUAUGAUCAGCACGAUGUCUAAGAUGCGCGGGCAGGAGAAGGGUCCGGGCUACCCGCAGGCGGAGAGCGUUCUGGGGGACGCCAUGCUGCGCUUCGGGCGGGAGCUGGGGGACGAGUCCAGCUUCGGCCUGGCUCUGAUGGACGCCAGCGAGGCGAUGAAGGAGCUCGGCGAGGUGAAGGACGCUCUGGAUAUCGAGGUCAAACAGAACUUCAUCGACCCGCUGCAGAACCUCUACGACAAGGACCUCAAGGAGAUCCAGCACCACCUGAAGAAGAUGGAGGGCCGCCGCCUGGACUUCGACUAUAAGAAGAAGCGUCAGGGGAAGGUUCAGGACGAGGAGAUCAAACAGGCGCUGGAGAAGUUCGACGAGAGCAAAGAGAUCGCCGAGCAGAGCAUGUUCAACCUGCUGGAGAGCGACAUAGAGCAGGUGCGCUCCAGCUGGCAGCGUUGGUUUCGGCUCAGCUGGAGUUCCCACAGUCGUUCUGCACAGAUCCUGCAGCAGCUCUCCAGCAAGAUGGAGGACAGGAUAAAGCAAGUUUCCACCAAACCGAGGAAGGAGUACAUUCCCAAACCCCGGACGACUCUGGAGCUGCUGCCGCCCACAGAGAGCCUCAACGGGGGGAUAAACUCUGCCAAAUCCCCCGGGAGAUCACCAGCCCCGUUGGACCAGCCCUGCUGCCGAGCGCUGUACGACUUUGAGCCGGAGAACGAAGGCGAACUUGGUUUCAAAGAAGGCGACGUGAUCACCCUGACCAAUCAGAUCGACGACAACUGGUACGAGGGGAUGAUCAACGGCCAAUCGGGCUUCUUCCCCAUCAACUACGUGGAUAUCCUGGUGCCGUUGCCCCAUUAGGACCCCGGAAUCCUCCCAGUAUGAAUCCAGUAUUUACAUAAACAACAAUCCUUCCACUCCUUCUUCUUCGUCUUCUUCUUCGUCUUCUUCUUCUUCUUCUUCUUCUUCUUCUGUGCUUUCACAAAACGGACCGAGAGGAAGAUUUUGGGCGGGAUUCGAUGCAGAAGAGAAGUAGAAACGAGGGAUUUAAAUGGACGCUCAUGAUGUCGCCGGGCAGCAGUGGAUACUAAAGAGGCUUUGCAGACUUGAGUUAGCGGGUAAAUGUGCAUGUGUGUGUCUGUAUGUGAGCUGUUACCUACUCUAUAUGACCGAGAAAGCACAAAGUCCGAUAAUCUGCAACGCCGUCUUCUUCUUGCUGUCUUUUCUACUUUGACUUGCCUUCCUGUGAUUGUCUUAAGCAUCUUUCAGGGUCUUCCCCACCUUCUAUCGCUCUCGUUCCCUUCCUUUGGCUAGCCUCUCAGCAUGGCUCCAUAAUGUAUACAGCUUUUUGACUAAAUAUCUUGAUCCUGCCUUUCUUAGAUUGUCCGCACAGUGGCUGAACGCAUGAACCAGCCGAAUCAGUGAUCGGACGCCCUGGAUUUACUACAGAAUCUGUGCUAGCAUGGCUAAUGCUAAUGUACCAGAUGUGGCUAACCGGCUAGCCUUUCGCUUCACAUUCCAGUGCUUGUAGUGUUGAGCAGAAUACUUAAAAGUAAACGUUUUUAUCGCCUGAAAACUGAAUAUGUUCAAAUACAAAGAAACUUUAUGUAUCCAGAAUUCAUUUGGGCUAAUUUCCGGACUUUACGGACCAAACCAAAAUCCCUAAUAUUUACUAACUAUGAACAUUUUUUAAAGAUAUACAACUUAAACAUGUUAUUUCCAUUCCCUGAUUUAUAUGUUUGGAUGUUUUUACCUUGCCGCUGUAUGACGGACACCAGAAACAAGACUUUUCUGUCGUUUUUAACGUAUAGCUAUGAGAUUUGGGGGUUUCUUUGGAAUAAAGCCGUAUCUGCAAUAAGUAGAUCUUUACAGAAAGACGAUCGGUCAUUGAUUGAUCUUUUAAUAUUUACUGUUUUAAGUGUCGACAAACAGCUUGUGAUUUCCCACUCGACCAGCACAGACCAGUUGCAUUGAACAGAGGGUUUGGGGAACAGAUAAAUCGUGGGUUUUCAGAGGAUAAAUGCUUGUUUUUCUAUCUUUGCAUUACUCUGAGUUACCCAUCCACAGUGUUUUGUGUGUUCUGUGUGGAGUAGAGGUUUGUUAACUCGUCUUAUUCGUGGCUUUUGCAUGCAGGACUCAGUGGUAGCCGUUCUGAAAUCCCUGUUUUAAGUCGUAUAUAUAUCUAGAACUACGAUCAGAACAUUCUGGUCUUUCCACAGUUUUGGUGCAGACUUCUCAACUUUCAGAGAUGCAUCCCGAUGAGAAUGACGGUUGUGGAAACUGAACCAUAGUUUAUUUCUAGGCCUUAAGACCUUUUAUUUAAAUGGUUGAAACUUUGGACCAAUGAUGUAACCGUACAGAACGUUUGGAGAGGCAAUGGUCAGAACGAAAGGCCAGGGAAACACACAGGGGACAAGAGACCACACUUUUAUCAAAAUAACCAAAGUCUUUUUUGCUACAUCGACUUCAUUGGCAUUUUCCUGAGGGAUUAGGAAAGAGGAUGGGGAAAUAAGGACACCAGAGGAUCAAUAAAAUACAGAAUCAUUUGCUGCUUGUAUUGCCGUAAGAUUAUUAGAGCAGCGACGAAAGGUACAUUCAUUGAUCUCCAUUACUUCAAUAUGUGAUAGGAGGCUACAAGCUGAAUUGAUAACACCUGGUCGUCUAGUAAGACGCAGAUAAUGUAUGAGUAAAGGUCAUGUAUGGUUCUUUACUGCGAAACAAACCAGAUUGAACAUGUACAAUUUCACAGAAACACUACAUUUGUUUUGGAGUUUUAGGUGUGAAGAGGUCUUUAAAAGUCGCUCAAACGUUCCGGAAACAGUCUGCGUCUCAAAGGAAAUGAUAAGCGUAAAAUUGUUGAUCAGUUUUAACAGGAACAUACUUUGACGACAUCGUUGCUGACAGAAACGUUUUUCAUUCCGAAAUCUUCGUAUCGUCCAAUAAGAUUCAAGAGAACGGUUUGAACACUAGAACUUUGAACUAUAUGACAGGAACGUUUCUGGAGGGUUUUUAAUGUAUUCAGGUUUAAUCAGAACAUCAAGAAUGAACCCUUAAGGUUGCCUGAUGGUGUGUAAAAUCACAUUUUAAUGUUCUGAAGAGUUCCUGUUCUGUUAGUUAGCGGUCAGUGUUGGUGAAACCAGUUCUUUAUGGAUUUGAUCACUUACAAUGGCUCUAAAGUGGGACUUUACGAUGGCUAUAACUGUUCCUCCAUCAUAGUGUGUUCAUACGUAUCAGAUGUGUUCCUACAAGGCAGUGUUGAACAGUCUACUCUAACUAAGCACUUAUAAAAGAAGUUAUUUAUUGUUAAAAUCUCUUCAAUAAUUAAAUUCCCUGGUUUUUGGAAACUAGAUUUUGCUUUUGGAGGGAAAUAUAAACCGUCAGUACUUUUACAUUAGACAGAUGAGUCCAUUUGUGUCAGUUAUAGGGGUGUAAAGGAAAUGUUGAAGCAUUGUUAAGAUGGUAUGUCCUCAUGUUUUGUUGGUCUGUUCAAACUACAAAUGAAGACUGAAGAACUUACUAAUAUUUACACCAGUUGUUGGAAUGGGUGUCAGUUUGGUGCUGCGUUAAUAUCGACUCCAUUGCACAUUAAACACUGAAUUGUGUCACAGAUCGGACUAUGAUUAACAUUUCUAAAACUUCCCGGAUAUUAUAUUGAAUAUUUAACAUCUCGUCCAUAUUAGUAAAUAAAAAAAGCUUAGGGUUUUUUCUAUCCAGACAAUAUUUAUUACGCCUGAGUUUAUAACAAAAAUGUAUGCUAGCAUGGCUAAUGCUAAUGUACCAGAUGUGGCUAACCGGCUAGCCUUUCGCUUCACAUUCCAGUACUUGUAGUGUUGAGCAGAAUACUUAAAAGUAAACGUUUUUAUCGCCUGAAAACUGAAUAUGUUUAAACUCAAAGAAAUGUUAUGUAUCCAGAGUUCAUUUGGGUUUAAAGGAUCAAAUAAAUGCUAAUUUCCGGACUUUACGGGCGCGGACUAAACCAAACUCUCACUAAUAUGUAGCCUACUGCCUAGGAACAUUUUUGAAAGAUAUAAAACUUAAACAUGUUUUUCCCAUUCCCUGAUUUAUAUUUUUGGAUGUUUUUGAUGGACUCCAGAAACCAGACUUUUCUGUCGUUUUUAACGUGUAGCUAUGAGGUAUUUCAGAGUUUAUACAGUACCUUUUUGGUGUUUCAAAACGUACAAUAACUUCUAUUAGAGUAGGGGUAUCUAUUUACUCUGAACGUGUAUUUUGAAUACCUAACGUCACGAGUUGAGACAUAUUACCCAAUAGCCAUGAAAUAGUUUACAAAAGGAUAUUUUAUAAUGGGAGGACUGGAGAGUUUCCUCUUAAGGGUGUUUCAGACACAAAUAUAAAUACUAUUGAAACAUACGAUCAGUCAAUAAACAUCGAGUACCAAGGCAAUAAAUGAGGAUCUAAUAAUAACAAGGAAGAGAUAAUAACAACGUGGACAUCUCUUACAUUUCUAAAGCACAAACUAACUUUACAAUCUAUCUUUCUGCCAUGUCCUGCUUUUCUGGUUGUAAAAGUUGAGUUUUCUUGUGUUUUAUUUGUCUUUGUUUACGUCUGAAGCCUGCUUUCUGAGUCCGCCUGUGGAUCGUCUGUGAGCUGCAUGCGACUCUACUUCUGCUACAGACGGUUUUCCAUAAUAACAAUCGGGGAGAUGUGUGUCAUGCCGGAAGUUAACGGAUGUUUACUCUUUAUUUUCUAUCGUCCAGCUAUUUAUUUUGUAUGCUACAGUUGUAUAGCACUCUUCUCCAAAUGACAACGUGCUUUAAAACUUGAAUUUUCUUGAAUAUUUUUAUUUAUUUGUGUAAACAGAAUUGUUUUGCUGCUCUUUUUAUUUUGGGUGUUUUUCCCCGUCAUGCUGAUUUGCCCUCUCUGGCGACGUGUAUUCUAACCUCAGUGAGGGACUUGUACAGUGUUACGCUCCGCUACCCCUUUUCACCUUAAAGAGACUGCCUCACUUCAAAUUCAGUCUCUAAAACUGACAGACUAAAGAGGCAAUUGUACAGCCUGUCCUCGAAUGCAUCACAGCUCCAAAGUGAUAUCUCUUCAACAGGGAAAGACUUGGACCAAAAUGAUCGCCCAUUUUCCGAGUGGUUCGGACUUUAGGGGCAUUAACUGGAGUUUUUUCACCAAUUGUCUAAUGUUAUCAGCCUAUUAAAUGAGCAUUAUGAUUGGUUAUCAGUCUAAUAAAAGUCAUAUGGUGCCUGCUUUACAAACUGCUAUGCUAUACAAUCAAUUUACAGCUGCUACGAUGUAAAAGUGAAAUGAAAAUUGAAUGAAACGCAACGAAAACAAGUUGUUUUGUUACGUAAAGGCGACACACGUACAACUUCUUAAUGUAGGCAUAUAGUUCUUUAGAUUUAGGCCCAAAAACCACAACCUUUUUUCGGUUUAAAAUGUCAACUUCUUUUAGUAUAGCCGAGAAAAUGCUCUUUAGGUUUAGGUAGACGAUAAAUAUUGAACUUCUUAAGGAAACAAACUACAAGUAUUUUUGUUUUAUGCACAAAACUCCAACGUCUUUGAUUUGGGCGACAAAAUACGUCUUCUUUUGGAAACUAAACUAUCUAAAUAACUACAACUUCUUUAGGUUAGGGCGAAAAGAAAACUUGCUUCGGAAAGAAUGAUGAUUUGGAUUACAAUAAUUACAAUUACGUGUGUAGUAAACUGAACAUUGUAAACACAAACAAAACAGUUUUACACGGGAAUCUAGGAGUUGUAAAACAAUCGAUGAUAAAACCUUCUAGUUGGUUUAGCCGGUUGAUAACGCCUUUUUUCAAUAGGCUGAUAACAUCGUCUCGAAUUAAGCUUUCCGAUUAUUCCGACCCCACCUUAAUGCACCGCAGAUAAAAACGUGUCCAUGGUCUGCGUUUAACUGUUUGCCUUGUGGCUUUUAAAUGAGCCUUUUCAGCCUCUACGGUGUCUUCUGGUGAGCUACGUGUGUGUGUGUGAUGAUACACACCGUGUUGCUGUUUAUUUAUGUAUUUAUUUAUGUAUUCCUAUGUCUGUCUGUUGACGGUUGUUAAUACAUUGGUGUGAGACAUGGAGGAGGGUUUUUAGGGUUAUAUAAUGGGGGGUGGUUAAUGGAAAAAGCUAGCUGUGAUACUAACUAAGUGUUGCUCUCCUCGUAUUGAACGCUGAUAUAAUCUAAGACCACUGUAUGUAUAACUGCUUGUCGUUAAGAUGAUCUACGAUGUUAUGACAAUAAAGAAUUAACACUAUGGUUAAAAUGCUGUAAAA